CAUUGUUUUAGGAAACUUGAAGACAUAAUUUGUGAAUGAAAAGUAAUUCAAACGUCACCGAAUUAGUGUAAGAAGGCAGGAAAGAACUAUGAACUUUGCGGAUACGUUAAAAUCAUGUUGGCUGAUGACAUUGAUCGGUUCAAUCCUGCUGACUGCCGGAACCUUUGUACUCUUCUGGAAUGAGGCUCGUGCCAUCAGUACUUCGCUCUCGCUGGAAGAAGCCCUCAACGAUGCAAACACAGUCAGCGGGGAACAUCCGUAUGAUAAAACCUACGAAGGGCGGCUGGUCCACCUGAUCGGACCGAUUGUCACCGGGGAACCACUCACUGAACCGGACUACAAUAUUCAAGUGCAGGCGGUGAAACUGAAACGACGGGUCCAAAUGUAUCAAUGGGUUGAGGAAUAUGUGGAGAAUCGUUACGGUGAAGCCGUUGCAUCUGUCCAGACGGAAGAGCGGACCUACUACUACACCAUGGAUUGGCGCGAUAGUUUGGUCGAUUCACGUAGCUUCUAUAUCCGAACUGGUCAUCAUAAUCCUACCGCUUUUCCAAUGGAUUCCAAAAUCUACGUUUCCGAAAGGGUCCACAUCGGACAGUAUGAAUUAGGGGAUGCUCUAAAAGACAGGUUUAAGAAAUUCAUCGAUAUCACGUCGGACACCCGACCAGAGGAUCCAUCGGUGAAGUUGCAUUCCGGUCUCUAUUACCACUGUAACGAUAUUUGGAAUCCAGAGAUAGGUGACAUAAGAAUACAAUUUGCAUAUGCCGGUUUAGAAGGGUCGAUGUACACGGUUGUCGGCAAACUGGAGAAUGGAAAAAUUAUCCCUUAUGAAUCUUCCCACGCCAGGAAGGUUUUACUCAUCUAUUCCGGAGAGUUAUCGUUGCACGAAACGUUCAAAUUGGUGCAGCACUCAAAGCGACUGACUACCUGGGGCUGGCGAUUAAUCGGUUGGAUUAUGCUGUUCCUGUCGGCUACUUGUUCGGCAACAAUAUUGCAGUAUAUCACGGCUCAGAGUCGUGUCUUAAGGCAGUUUGUUCCAGACGCCAGUUUUCCCGUAUCUACCAAUUUGACCAUGUCCCUCUCACUUGCGCUAGUGGUCACGUCCAUUGCGUGGAUUAUUCAUCGCCCUAUGCUGGGGAGUGGAAUAUUUUUUGCCGCUGUCUCACCGUUCCUGUACUGCGCUCGCGGUUUGUUUAAUAACUAUCAACGUAUGGACUAAGUGGCUGUGCAGGAUGUAGUCUUAAUUGGGGGAUUCACUCAGGUUUAUUCUACGAACGUUUCUUUUGUACUAACUUAUUGACAUCUA
This is a messenger RNA of Ochlerotatus camptorhynchus, 1303 nucleotides long. It is a transcript of the gene Tmem43, whose product is annotated as Transmembrane protein 43. Lineage: Eukaryota; Metazoa; Arthropoda; Insecta; Diptera; Culicidae. Gene Ontology annotation, cellular component: nuclear inner membrane; nuclear envelope. The transcript has 4 exons. Gene Ontology annotation, biological process: nuclear membrane organization; lipid metabolic process. Bases 89 to 1216 code for a protein of 375 amino acids. The record is from RefSeq and is a predicted model, not a curated record.